AUGUCAACUUGCUCUUCAAUGCAGAAUUCUGGAAGCUUUAGCUUGGAUCGAGCGAGCCCAUUCACUCUAACGGGUGCCAAUAUCUUUGUCCUGCUUGGUUGCUCAACUACAUCUCCUGUGUUUGAUCCAAGUGAGGAUUUGUGUGAUACUGGGUCAGGUACUCGUGUUUGUAGUGGUUUGUAUUCUUGCAAAGGAAUAACAGGAAUUGGGUUGCCACAAAAUGCACCCACGUCCACCUGCUGUGUUUAUGACUCACUGAUGGGAGUAGGAUCAGGUUAUUCUUUGGAUCUUCCAAAACUUCAGUGCUCAUCAUAUACAUCAAUAUACGAGUUUGGAGAUGAAGGGGAUCCCAUGAAGUGGAAAUUUGGAAUUUCUUUGCAGUAUAACGAUUCAUACUACACACCUGCAUGUAAGGACUGUGAAACCAGUGGAGGUUUGUGUGGCUUUGCUGGGCUGGAUGGGUCAUUUUCUUGCAUUUGCCGAGAUGGUGUGAACGCUACCACAAAUUGCUUUGGGCAUGCGUAUACCUGGAGUGGGGCAUGGGAACCCAAAAUUCAAACCAAGACUAUUAUUGGAGGCAGUGGACAUUAUCACAUGGUCACUGCCCCAUUCUUAUGA
Durio zibethinus is the source of this 618-nucleotide messenger RNA. The record is from RefSeq and is a predicted model, not a curated record. Lineage: Eukaryota; Viridiplantae; Streptophyta; Magnoliopsida; Malvales; Malvaceae.